AUGGAGUCGCCAAUGCAUGUUUAUCGUCGUGAGGCACUAGCCGCUCCGGCUGAUCGCUCAGAGAUGGUCCUGCAAAGUAUUGUUAUCCUGGUCGUGUCGAUUCUUUCCAUCCUUGGAGCUGGUUGGAUCAUCGUCUUCAAAAGUCUCCAGUCAUUCCGCCAUCAACUCAUCCUUGGCCUCGCAGCUAGCGACUUUCUCAUGGCGCUCAACUUCCUCUCAUCAACUGCCAUGAACAUCAACGGCAACGAGAUCGGCGCCCCAGAACACCAGACAUUCUGCAGUUUCAAUGGCUUCAUGACCCAAGUCUUUGUCAUACAGACCGAUUACUGGGUAUUGACUAUUGCGUUGUGUACCUACGUCAUUCUAGCAGGCUACAAAUCCUUAUCGUCGUGGGUCCAAGAUCAACGCAUCUUUCUUUCGUGUCUACCAUGGGCACUCAGUUUGCUAUGGGCUGGUCUUGGACUGAAACUGGCGGGGUAUGGUGAUAUUGGAGCUUGGUGCUGGUUCACUUCUGAUGAAGUCCGCCUGCUCGCCAACUUCGUCCCGCGAUGGGUCAUCAUCAUCACCAUCCUCUCCAUGUACGCCCGUCUGUACUUUAUUCUUCGAAAGUCGCACAAGAGCUUCAUCUCGCUUGGGAACUCAAACUCGGCAUCGGAACCUUCUCGAGAAAGGACUGUUACGCGAUCGAAUCAUGAUGUCUGGCGGUAUCACGAGUCAGAUGCCGCUGGUCGUCGAAGACUGCAAAGGAUUGCACGAUUGAUGAUUAUGUAUCCUGUGGUGUAUAUGCUGGUGUGGACACUGCCUACUGCCAUUCGUGUAUAUCAGACCAUCAAGCAUACUCCAGCUCCAUUUGCGUUGCAGACGGUUGACAAAGCCUGCAUUGUGUCACAAGGUCUCGUCGACGCGAUAAUCUACGGUGUCAACGAAUCUUCACUCAGUCGAUGGCGCGAACUCAUCUUCGCGUCCAGCGAUAAAGACGUUACAGAGACUGUUACAGCCAGGAACAUGGACACUAGAGUAUCAACGCGG
Messenger RNA from Fusarium tjaetaba, 1029 nucleotides. RefSeq names its product G coupled receptor 1. Gene Ontology annotation, cellular component: plasma membrane. The annotation marks the transcript as partial. The transcript is spliced from 6 exons. Gene Ontology annotation, biological process: adenylate cyclase-activating G protein-coupled receptor signaling pathway. NCBI's taxonomy places the organism in Eukaryota, Fungi, Ascomycota, Sordariomycetes, Hypocreales, Nectriaceae. The record is from RefSeq and is a predicted model, not a curated record. Gene Ontology annotation, molecular function: G protein-coupled receptor activity.